This is a messenger RNA of Clupea harengus (Atlantic herring), 3837 nucleotides long. RefSeq names its product aminoadipate-semialdehyde dehydrogenase (gene aasdh). Gene Ontology annotation, molecular function: protein binding. Gene Ontology annotation, biological process: amino acid activation for nonribosomal peptide biosynthetic process. Lineage: Eukaryota; Metazoa; Chordata; Actinopteri; Clupeiformes; Clupeidae. The record is from RefSeq and is a predicted model, not a curated record.
GACGAUUACGAUUAUGGUCGGUAACCCAUACAUGUCUAUGCGGUAACCUGCCGGCUGGUGGGGAAUGUUGUCUGCACAUCAUCGAUGUUGCAGCUAAGCGCAUGUAAUUGUGGAGGGAUGGUCCAUCUUGCUUUGUACAAUAUGUAAGCGACUCGCUAAAAUAAAAGAAACACAGAUGCAUUGCGUUCCUCAAAAAUGGGGACCCUACACGAAAUGGUGCAGGAGGCUGCUUCUGCUCACUGCAACAGAAUAGCUGUCACUUUUAACAAUGGCACGGAAACGGGGGUAUCGACGCUAACAUAUGAAGAGCUACUCUCUGCAAGCAACGGAUUAACAAACCUUUUUCGAUCCUCCAGUUUACAGAACGAACAUGUAAUUGGACUAUUCUGCUAUCCCGAUGUCAACCUCCCUCUUUGGGUACUGAGUAUUCUUCAGCUACCCUCAGCCUAUCUGCCACUCAACCCCGAAGUGCCAUCUGUACAGACAGUCAGAAUCCUUGACCGAUGUAAACUGACAUACUGUUGCAUUCAGAACGAACUCUUUCAGCAAUUUCAGACCGAUUUCUCUGGCCACCUCACUUUCGACAUCUGUGCAGAGUGGCCAACACAGAAUUUAACUCUAGUCAGGAUACAUGGAAGGCCGUCAACUGAGGACCAAAACAAUGGAAUGAAGGCAGAGAAGAAGGCGCAGGGGCAGGAAGUCCUCUCCAACAGUGUAAUCAAGACAUCAGCUUUAAUGACUGACUGCCAGAGGCAGCUGGCCUAUGCUCUGCACACAUCUGGCACAACAGGACAGCCUAAGAUUGUGAGAGUGCCGCACUGUUGUAUAGUGUCCAACAUCAGGCAUCUCAGGGCCCUUUUUGAAGUGACUGCUGAUGAUGUUGUUUUCCUGGCCUCUCCUUUGACCUUUGACCCUUCAGUUGUGGAAAUGUUCUUGGCCCUGACGUCUGGAGCUCAGCUGCUUAUCGUACCCACAGUCAUCAAGAGGAUGCCCAGCCGUCUAGCCCAAGCCCUGUUCACGCGCCACCGGACAACAAUCUUACAAGCCACGCCCACUCUUCUCGGGCGCUUUGGGAGGCGUGUCUUACAGCAGGAAGUACUCAGUGCUGGCUCCUCCCUGAGGGUUCUUGCUCUUGGAGGUGAGGCUUGUCCCUCCCCUGCCCUCCUGAGGAGCUGGAGGCAGGAGGGGAAUUGCACACGCAUCUUCAAUCUCUAUGGUACCACAGAGGUGUCCUGCUGGGCAACCUACCAUAGACUCUCAGAGAUGGACCCUGCCCACUUGACUACGGACUCUGUGCCUCUUGGUGAACCCUUAAUGGACACUGUGGUAGAGGUCAGGGAUGAUAAAGGACAACUGGUCACUGAAGGGGAGGGACAGGUGUUCAUUGGUGGGCAAGACAGAGUGUGUCUUCUGGACGAUGAAGAGAGCCCUGUUCCAGGAACCAUGCGUGCUACAGGGGAUUGGGUGACGAUACGAGAUGCUCAGCUCUUCUACCUUGGCAGGAAGGACCGUCUAGUCAAACGCCACGGCCAGCAGCUUCACCUCGAUGCUGUGCAGCAGGUGGUGGAGAGUUUGACUGAAGUUGAAGCCUGUGCUGUGAGAUUUUGCGAGGGAAACAAACUAGUUGCCUUCAUUGUGCCAUCUCCUUCACGCACAGAGGCACUGUCAACGGCCUCCAGCGCUCACCAGGGAGAUCAGGACCUCAGCAAACCCAAUAAAGAUCCUGUGUCCUCCUCUCCUUCCACAUCCAUAAAUCAUGGAAACCCUGCAGUGUCUUCUGACGAUCACCAAAGGGAAUCUGGCGGUGAUGGUGCCAUUGCUCCAGCAGGCCUGCAGAGAAGCAUCCAGCGCAGGUUGUCUGACCUUCUGCCUGGUCACGCCAUCCCAGACUCUCUGGUGUUCAUCCCAACCUUGCCACUCACCUCACACGGUAAGGUGGCCCUUGGGGAGCUGAAGAUGAUGUAUGAGAGGCACAGAGAGCGUUUAAGAACCCAGAAGAAUAAACUGUCACCAGACACACUGAGGAAAAGAUUGCAGAUACUCUGGAAGGAGACGCUUGGUCUGUCUGAAGAUGUGCCGGUGGGGGCGGAAUCCAACUUCCUGCUGAGCGGAGGAGAUUCUCUCCAGGCUCUGCGCUUUUGUGACAGCAUUUCCGUUGUCACAGGGAUAAGCUCAGCAGGGCUACUGGAGGUUGUACUGGAUGGCUCUUACUCAGACAUUUUAAGCCAUGUCACUAUGGCAACAUUCCCCGAAGAGCUUGAUUUAGACACUCAUGUUGCAUCCAAGAGACAGUAUUCAGAUUCCAACUCUCCUAUUCCUCCCAAGAGACAGAUUGAUCCAUUCAUGGCUGUGACAUCAAUUAGGCCUGUAGGAGUUGCACUAGCCUCUGACACAAGGAUUGUGGGAUAUGUAGUACGGCGAGCAGGAGAGGUUGUCAAGAUUGGUCAUACACAUGCAAGUGAGAACAUAAGUACCACUGAGAAGACUACAAAAAGCAAUUGGAUGAAUACCAGUCCAUCAAAUGAAUGUGUGAUACAACAGAUAGAAUCAGCAAAAACAGCCCUCACUACACCUGUAGAUAAGAAUGAUGAGAACGAAAAGCCUCCUCACAUGUCAGGGCCCCCAAAGAACUCAAGUGAUUCUGUCCCUUGUGCAGCCUCAGCUUUACAAACAGGCACCUCCAAGGACAGCCUGUCCCUGAGAGUGCGUUGGAGCUCUGACACAGGCAGGUGUGUGGACGCCUCUCCGGUCCUGCUGGUGGAGUCCGUCUCCGGCGCGGCUACAGUCUUCAUCGGGUCCCACUCCCACAGGAUGCAGGCGCUAGACCUGGGCAGCGGAGAGCUGCGCUGGGAGCGGGUGCUCGGGGAGAGGCUGGAGUCCUCAGCUGCCAUCUCUGCCUGUGGGACUCUGGUCGUGGUGGGUUGUUAUGACGGACAGGUGUAUUUCUUGCGGGUUGACUCGGGAGAGACCUGGUGGACCUUUGAGACAAAGGAUGCUGUAAAGAGCAGUCCUGCUGUAGAUCCUGUCACUGGCCUGGUGAUAGUGGGCUCACAUGAUGGUCAUGUGUAUGCCUUAAACCCAGAGUUGAAGAGUUGUGUGUGGAAGCACCAUUGCGGUGGGGGUGGAGUGUUCUCCUCUCCCUGCCUCCACCCCACUCUUAGGUUGCUCUUUGCGGCUACGCUACAGGGUCGCCUACUGUGUCUUAGUUCAGCUACUGGCGCCCCUGUGUGGACGCACUCUGGAGAAGUUCCAUUCUUUUCCUCCCCCUGCUGUUCCAGCAGCUGUGUCUUCAUUGGUUCAGUGGACAGAAACAUCUCUGGCUUCAGCCAUAUGGGUGAAAUGCUAUGGCAGUUCACCACCAAUGGCCCAGUGUUCUCAUCACCCUGUGUUGUGUCAGCACCUCCAGCAUCCAAUCAGCGGCUGGUAUGUGGGUCACAUGACGGCUGUGUGUACAGCCUGAGCUGCACAGAUGGCUCGCUGCUGUGGAAGUUUCAGACCGCAGGGAAGCUGUACUCCAGCCCCUUCGCCUUUCACAGACUCCCAGGAGGACGGCAGACAUUGGUGGCCGUCGCCUCGACAGAUGGGACAGUCUGGGUCCUAAACGGAGAGGAUGGGACUGUGUGUGCUUCUCUGUCUCUACCUGGAGAGCUCUUCUCCUCCCCAGUUGUAUGGGAACAGACCCUUGUGUUAGGGUGUCGCAAUGACUAUGUGUACUGUUUGGAGCUGACACAGGACCCUGUAAUGAAGUCCGCAUAGUAGUAUUCAUUGAUUCAAGUGUUGACAACAUGCUUUUAUAUAUUUUUUAUAUUGAGUGUAAAAUAAAAAUGAAUAGCUAUG